Molecule: messenger RNA, 812 nt
Organism: Emiliania huxleyi CCMP1516
Lineage: Eukaryota; Haptophyta; Isochrysidales; Noelaerhabdaceae
Gene: DCDS
Product: dihydroceramide delta(4)-desaturase
Exons: 2
Biological process (GO): ceramide biosynthetic process
Molecular function (GO): sphingolipid delta-4 desaturase activity
Source: RefSeq, a predicted model, not a curated record
GUCCUUGGCAAGCCCCGAUCCCCUCGCGCCGUUUCACUCUCUGCCGCCGCAUGGGCAAGGGCGGCUCGUCGACCGCGGCGGUGGAGGCGCCCGCGGUGCGCGGCGCCAAGGGCAAGCUCGUGGCGCGCACCGACUUUUUCUGGGACGACAACGACGAGCCGCAUGCCGCGCGCCGCAAGGCGAUCAUGAAGGCGCACCCCGAGGUGUCAAGGCUGACGGGUCCGGAGUGGCGGUCAAAGUACAUCUGCCUCUUUGCGCUGGUGCUGCCGCAGAUCUGGCUCUCCGUUGUGACGGCCGAUCUGCCAUGGCUGCCCUACCUCGCCAUUGCGUACGUUUUCGGCGCAACCAUCACGCAGGCGCUCUUCCUCGCGAUCCACGAGCUGGCGCACAACCUCUUCUUCAAGUCGCCGCUGCACAACCGCCUCUUUUCCAUGGUUGCCAACUGGCCGAUUGGCAUCCCGUACACGAUUCCGUUUCGCGGCUACCACCUCGAGCACCACAAGUUCCAGGGCGUGGACGGGGUCGACACGGACGUGCCGUCGUACUUCGAGGCGCAGCACAUCCGCGGGCCGCUGAGCAAGACUGCCUGGGCCUGCUGCCAGAUUCUCACCUACGCCCUCCGCCCGAUGUUCAUCAAAGCGCAAGACAUCACCGCGAUGCACGUCACCAACUGGGCGGUGCAGAUCGCAUUCGACGCGGCGAUGCUGUACGCGUUCGGGUGGCGGCCGCUCGCCUACAUGGUGCUCUGCAUCCUCCUCGCAGGCGGCCUCCACCCGUGCGCCGGCCACUUCAUCUCUGAGCACUACGUCUUU